AUGAACGACGACGUUGAGAAUAAAGAUGUACCAGAACAGUCGCAAUCUGAAGGUAUCAUGAUUCCCACGAAGAGUGGCAAGAAAUGUCUGCUGAUGUUGGACAGUUAUACAUAUUCGCAGAUUAAUUAUUCAGCGAAUUGGUGCUGUUCAUCUAAGAGGCAGGGCUGCACGGCGCGCCUGCGCAGGACCCAUGUGCGGUUCAUACCAACGGAAAGGGGCAAGUACAUAUUGGUGCUUAAAGGAUACACGUAUUCUCAAGUAGGAGGGAGGUUCUUCUAUUGUUCUUCGAAGCACACAGGAUGUAGAGCGCGAGUAAGGCUCAUAUCGGGCCAGCUGGUUGUGUCUGGAGACAAGCACAAUCACCCGCGACCAUCUCAUGCGCGUUGUGGGAACGGCGCUUUUGUGCCGCUGCGCCCGCGCAGCGAAGUCCUAUCUCCCACUCCCACUAUACUCCCUUCCCCACUCAGUUCACCCAGUGUAGCUGCACUCGCUCUCCAGGCCCUAGGCUUCCCAAGGCUGUUACCCAAAACAGAUAUGUGGCUUCGGACGCCCAAUCCUGAAGAAGUAAAGAAAGAUCUAUAA
Molecule: messenger RNA, 582 nt
Organism: Diatraea saccharalis (sugarcane borer)
Lineage: Eukaryota; Metazoa; Arthropoda; Insecta; Lepidoptera; Crambidae
Source: the annotation of a GenBank genome assembly